Molecule: messenger RNA, 573 nt
Organism: Anopheles maculipalpis
Lineage: Eukaryota; Metazoa; Arthropoda; Insecta; Diptera; Culicidae
Product: microsomal glutathione S-transferase 1-like
Exons: 3
Coding region: 27-470 (147 amino acids)
Cellular component (GO): membrane
Source: RefSeq, a predicted model, not a curated record
CCGCUCCUAUUGAAACCGGUAUCAUCAUGUCGCUAGCGCUCGGACAGGUCGAACCGGCCGUUUUUCAAGCCUAUGCCUUUUGGGCUGCCGUACUCGGGCUUAAGAUGCUGCUCAUGUCGGUUCUGACCGGGCUACGGCGUGGUUCAAAAAAGGUUGUUUCGAACCCGGAAGACGUUAUGCCGGGGGGCAAAGUUGCGUACGACGAUCCGGAUGUGGAACGUGUUCGACGUGCCCACCGGAAUGAUAUGGAAAAUAUUUUGCCAUACUUCAUCAUCAGCUUCCUGUACAUGUUCACCAACCCGAGCGUAACCGUCGCCGUCAACCUGUUCCGUUUGGUAGCGGCUGCUCGCAUCAUCCACACGGUAUUCCAUGUGCUCGUUCCGGUGCACAAGUUCCGGGGAAUGGCCUGGGCAACCGGCUUCUUUACGACGGUCUUCAUGGGCGUGCAGAUAGUACUGCACUUUCUGUAGAAUUCCUGAAACACCCCAACUCGAACUGAAAGCAGGGAAAUAAAACUUGCCCCCAUACACGCGGUACGACGUACGGGUUCUUCGGGUGUCAAAAAGCUCUUCA